CCACCCACCAGCCCCCUCUCCCGAACCCGCUGCCGGAGUCCGCGCCAAGUCCGCAGAUGCCUCCCGCUCACACCCUCCGGCGCCCGCCAGGCGUGAGGAAUAGUGAGGAUGCCACGGGCACACGUCCCGGCCCUCUCCCCAACAUCGCUGCUUCUCUCGCGGAGACUGGGCGACCUCUUUCCUCCGCUCCACUCAGGACCCCAUCCUAGAUCCCCAUCCGUGUGGGUGGCUAGACUGGGGAGACAGGGAGAAAAGGGGGCCACGGGGAAAGAGGGAGGGGCCUUUGUUCCCGCACCCGGCGUCGGGGCUUCUUUCUGGCCGCUGCGCUGCCCGGUCCUUCCCCGACCCCGGCGCUUUCUCACACACCCUUCCCCGCCCCCGCCCCCCCCCUCGGGGCCCAAACGGCGUGGUCCGUCGUCUGUCUUUGUUGUGAAACGUGAACCUUCCCCAGCUCCGGUUUCCCUGUAACCCAAGCCCUUCCCCUCCCACCCAGCACGCCAGCCUCUCCCGCCCUCUCUGACGCCCUGGGAGGGCACCGAGAACUGAGCUGGCCGCCACCUCCCGGCUCUCCGCCGCCUCCAGGCUGCUUUCAGCCCGACCCCGAGACCGGGCAGCCUGGAUGCCCCGGCCUCCUCACUCCGGCUUGGGACAGCUUCAGCUUUUAUGCAGUGUUGUCCACGCAGGGCUUGCAGAGGCUCUGCCCGCGUGGCCCUUAGGUGGUCUCAGAGAGGAGGCUUCAUACUUCCCCGCCCGCAUCCCCGCAUUGUCCCCAAAAGUUUGGGCUGGGGAAAGAGCGGGAGGCUCCUGCAGCUCUGUGCGGGAAGCUGGCUGGCCAGUGGGGACACAGCAUUCAGGGCCACAACUCACAAUCCUUUCUCUGAACAGCGAGUCUGAUGGGAACCCCACUACUGAGGAUGAGUCCAGCCGCAGUCCUGAGGACCUGGAGAGGGGGGUGGCUCCAGUGGCCACGGAGGCCCCUGCCCAGGGCUCCAUAUUCCUGGCGGGGGCCGCCCCUCCUGCGCCAUGCCCUGCCUCUUCCUCCAUCCUGGUGAACGGGAGUUUCCUGGCUGCCAGCAGCUCACCAGCGGUGCUUCUCAAUGGGAGCCCUGUCAUCAUCAACAGCCUGGCCCUGGGUGAAGCCUCCAGCCUGGGCCCCCUGCUGCUCACAGGGGGUGGGGGCGCCCCACCACCACAGCCUAGUCCCCUGGGGCCCAGCGAGGGCAAGACCUCCUUGGUCCUGGACCCUCAGACCGGGGAGGUUCGACUGGAGGAGGCUCAGCCUGAGGCCCCUGAGACCAAGCCCCAGGUGGCUGCUCUGGGAACACCUGGAGAGGAGGUGCCAGUGCCUCUGCCCCAAGUGGUGCCUGGGCCCCCGCCGGCUGCUGCCUUUCCUCUGCCCCCAGGACCAGUGGCUUCUGUGGCUGCUCCACAAGUGGUGCCCCUUUCCCCACCCCCUGGGUACCCUGCAGGCCUGGGCCCCACCUCCCCACUAUUGAAUCUGCCCCAGGUGGUGCCCACCUCACAGGUGGUGACUCUGCCACAAGCUGUGGGGCCACUGCAGCUAUUGGCAGCUGGGCCAGGCAGCCCCGUGAAGGUGGCAGCUACAGCGGGCCCUACUAAUGUGCACCUGAUAAACUCCGGGGUGGGCGUGACUGCCCUGCAGCUGCCUCCGGCCACUGCCCCAGGAAACUUCCUCCUGGCCAACCCCGUGUCUGGCAGCCCCAUCGUGACAGGUGUGGCCGUGCAGCAGGGCAAGAUCAUCCUCACGGCCACCUUCCCCACCAGCAUGCUGGUCUCCCAGGUCCUGCCGCCUGCCCCCAGCCUGGCCCUGCCCCUGAAGCCAGACGCGGCCAUCUCCGUGCCCGAAGGAGCCCUUCCUGUGGCUCCCAGCCCUGCUCUCCCAGAGGCCCACGCCCUCGGCGCACUUUCUGCCCAGCAGCUGCCACAGCCACCACCUGCCCCUGCCGCCACCAUUGCUGCCAGCCUGCCCUUCUCCCCAGACUCCUCCUGCCUCCUGGCUGGCUUCCCUGCGCCCCCACCUGAGGGCCUCAUGCUGUCACCUGCAGCUGUGCCCAUUUGGCCAUCGGGACUGGAACUGAGCACAGGCACAGAGGGGCUGCUAGAAGCGGAGAAGGGGCUGGGGACCCAGGCCCCCCACACUGUGCUGAGGCUCCCAGACCCUGACCCUGAGGGGCUGCUCCUGGGGGCCACAGCAGGGGGCGAGGUGGAGGAGGGGCUGGAAGCUGAGACCAAGGUCCUGACCCAGCUACAGUCAGUGCCUGUGGAAGAGCCCUUGGAACUGUGACCCCCGCCAGGCCUCAUCGCCUCUCCUGACAAUGGUGCUUGAGAUCCAGGACAGCUGGGAGAAGGGAACCUUUCAGAAACAGUUGUUGAUCUGAGGAUUCCACAUACACUACACCCUACCCCCGGCUGCUUAACCUCCAAGCCCUGGAUGUGCGGGGCUCACCCCUGUCCAAGGGCACCGUCCCUCUGGAUGGGAAGCCUCCUCUGUUACAGCCCUCUCCUUAUUCUGCCCCAUAUACAUGGGGAGAUCUGGGGGGUCCUGACUCAGGGGCUCUGCCCCCCUUGACCUGGUACGAGCGGUGAGCUGAAAACCCUGCAAAAUGGCUGGACAUUCAACCCCCUUGAGCCCUCUCCCUAUCACUCCCUAAAACACUAUUAAUAGCUCCAUUGACCUCCAGAGUUCUCAGAACUGCUUGGAAUCUGAGGGUGGAGCAGUCCUAUGCCCAGGGACUGACAGCCUCCCGGCUGGGCUCUUCCAGCUGCAACACAAUGCAGGUGUGGGGAGACCUGGGCGAGGAUUCCCCUCUGCUUCCCCUGGACGACAGCCCUCAUUAUCACGUCCAGCCCCAGACCAAAGAUCCCUCACCCGCGGGGCAACCUUGACCCCCGUGUCUAGUUUGUAUCCUAAAUCUUUAUUUUUCUAGGACAUGUUAUGCCUACAUUUCAGUUAAAAUAAAGUUAACAGGAUAACUAAAA
Myotis brandtii (Brandt's bat) is the source of this 3000-nucleotide messenger RNA. It is a transcript of the gene SIX5, whose product is annotated as SIX homeobox 5. The transcript has 2 exons. The record is from RefSeq and is a predicted model, not a curated record. Bases 620 to 2305 code for a protein of 561 amino acids. Lineage: Eukaryota; Metazoa; Chordata; Mammalia; Chiroptera; Vespertilionidae.